Molecule: messenger RNA, 2391 nt
Organism: Hydractinia symbiolongicarpus
Lineage: Eukaryota; Metazoa; Cnidaria; Hydrozoa; Anthoathecata; Hydractiniidae
Exons: 11
Coding region: 99-2084 (661 amino acids)
Molecular function (GO): signaling receptor binding; endopeptidase activity
Source: RefSeq, a predicted model, not a curated record
UAUUUCGUAGAUAUAAAUUGGUGUUGUAAGUAUAAGGUUUUAUAGUACGAUAGAAUGUCUAGCUAAAUCUCGCUCUUGAAUUAUUAGAAGAAACUGAGAUGCAGUACUACAAGGUUUUAUUUCUUAUAUUUGUGGUUAACUUGUCGUUAUUAAAAUGUGACGAAAACUUGACUGCAAGAAAUUGCAUUCCCUACAAAGAUGUGUUGCUGCAUGGGCAAUGUUUUGAUGCAUUGUCUAAGUAUAAUAUCUACAAUUAUAACAUGGAGGAGCUGAAAAGCACUGAUAGAAUUUUGAGUGUAGUCUUCUCGCUCGUUUCUGGGUGGAAGAAUGCCGAUAACCAUACAAAGAUGAUAGCGAUUAAUAGACAAUUGCAAGAACACCUAGAUAUGUGCAGUCAUUUGCCCAAAUUUAAAACAAAUUUGGAAAAUAUCACUGAAGUAUACAAGGAGAAGAUUUCGUUAUUCUUUAGUUGCUUCUCUUAUGAUAUCAAGUGGAUUCUUUGUCAUCUAACACAUUCAGUGUGCUUACAAUCAAAUGUUGAUGCUUCAGUAAUACUAUCUCCACCUUGUAAAUCAACCUGCGUCAAUGACAAGUGUUUGCCUUUGUUUAAAUAUGUUUACAAUCUGAUCAAAGAUUUACGUAGUAUCUGCCAUGUAUCGAUGCCUCACUUGAAUGACAGCAGAUUUAAUCUAAAUUGUCAAGCUUUACCUGAAGCGAAUGUUACUUAUUUUGAACGUUGUCAAAACAAAGAAAACCGGAACAUCCUGCACACGCGAUACUGUUACAAUUAUACCCGAAGAGACGACAGCUUUGUUGGAGAAAUCGGCGAGGGAUGCGUAUUUUGGAGUGAAGCAAACCCGUACGUAUCAGCGAGCGUUUAUCCAACUUUGUAUAAGCAAUAUUGUAGAAAUCCACAGGGAUUUGCCACCACACCAUGGUGUUACACUGAUAUGCGAAGCCGUGCCUGGAAAACGUGUGGAUACUUAGAGAAAUGUUUGACACCUGAAGAAAAAAAUAAAGAACUUUGGACAAAGACGCAAUGUGUGGAAUACAAGAAUAUUGUACCAGAUCAGUUAGGGUUUUGCACAAAAUAUCUAAAUAACAAAAAAGUGUAUCAGAGUUUACGGGGUGGUGAAAGGGAUAACAGGAUCCUUGGACCCAAGUUGUCUCUUUUGAGCAUGGUUAGAAGGAUUUUCAAACAAAAUGCUUAUGUGGCAAUACUAAGAUAUAUAGAGAUAAUGUUAGAGCCAUACACCAAUUUUGGGUUGGAUAAAAUUCUAUUAAAUUUAACAAGAAGUCUUCAAAAUGUUAUUGAAGAACUUGGCCAACACCCAAUUCUAUUCAAAAGGAUUUUCUGUAUGGUACGAUUUAGAGUUUGCUUAACUUCGUCGAAAGAUAAAUCAUUCAUUAUAUCCUGGCCAUGCCGCAGCUUAUGCGAAAAAUAUUUACCAGUUUCGCAAGAAAUAUAUAACAUUCUUCAUCAACUGAAUAAAAUACCUUCAGAAGAAUUCAUAAACGUGCCCGAUUUGGGAAAUAAAUCUGUCUGUACAUUUCUUCCGGAACAGGAUAUAACACACUUAGAACGAUGUCAAUUAAUUGAAGAUUCAAAUCAGAACUUCACAAAAGUGUGUUACGAAGGAAAUGGAAGUGGUUACAUUGGGAUCAUUAAUGUUACAUCUUCUGGAAAAACCUGUCAACCCUGGUCUAUAAAUCCUUAUUUAGACCCUGGCUCUUACCCAACAUUAAAGGAAAACUUUUGCAGAAAUCCACAGGGUCAUUUGCAUAAACCUUGGUGUUACGUAGAAAAGUCGAUGCAACGUUGGGAAUACUGUGACGUCAAAGAAUGCAGCAAAAAUAUUAUUGAUGACAAGGAAUUGUGGGAGAUAAAUGUUUGGAUGAUUGUGUCAUUGCUUGGAGUAAUUAUGGUUUUGUUAGUAAUGGCUUAUUUCAUCAAAAAACACCGGAAACAAUGCAGGAGUAAACAAGUUAAUGUACCGUUAUCUCCUUAUCUUGAAUACAACUGCAACGACGACAAAACGUUAUUAAAUCUUCUGCUACCUCCACAAAGUGAGACCAAAAUGUAAAACUAGACUUUGUCGUGAAAUACGCCAAAAUUGCACAUGUAUGUGUUGAUGCAAUAUUUUCCAAUAUUUUACCGAUGUGGUUAAUCGUUGUGGUUAAUGGUUGUAAUGGCACUGCACACCGUAUGUCUGCAAAGAACCAACAUACUUACUCUUCUCGGCAAGUUAGACGAAAAGAAUAAUCACUGUAAUAUCUAAGAAGUAAUUUAUCUCAAACUUAUUCGUAAUGUAUAAAACUUACUUUUUGCUUGUCAGUUUUUACUGAUCGUAUUUCCAACGUUCUUUGUUAUUAAAUACAAUUACCCUUUAA